Molecule: messenger RNA, 2264 nt
Organism: Cinara cedri
Lineage: Eukaryota; Metazoa; Arthropoda; Insecta; Hemiptera; Aphididae
Source: the annotation of a GenBank genome assembly
AUUAUGUUUAACUAUGUAUUAAAAGAUAAAUGUACUAAUACAAUUAUUUAACUAAACUUGUUUUUGUACACACAUAAUACAUUAUGAAAAUACAGUAUUGUGAGUUCAAAUUAAAAUACUGAAAUCAAGCGUAAUGAGAAAAUGUCAUUUGGUACGUAUUUUAUUGAGUAGCCUGGAUACAUUUCCAUCUCCCAGCCUGAAUUUUGUUCCAACUCCGCCUCUGACUGUAGGGUAUUGAGAUCAUUAUAAUUCGCGCACAGUUAAACUUGUAUCGCGGUCGCAUAGUAACGCAAAUACUCGUAUUAUACAAAACAAAGGUAGGUUACAAUUGUAUACAAUUUUAAAAUUAAAUGUAGGAUUAAAAUAUAAGUUUUUAACUUUUGGAUAAAUCUAAAACAAAUUUGUAAAAAUGACGAACGCCUCAGAGAUGCCGCUAUACCAGUUGGAAUUCGUGGUGAAAUCCAUCACGCAAUGCCAAUCGAAGGAGGACACCACGGCCGUGUGUAUCAGUUUUCUCGAUUUCCCCGAGCAAAUGGUGUGCGAAAUCCCUCCGAGCACGUGUGCAAGGCCGGAUGUGGAGGUUUCCCCAACGCUGAUUCACCAGGGCAAAACAUACACGUUCGCGAUGUGCACCGAAGGGUGCGGUCCGAGAACCCUACCGAUUACCGUCCGGCUGUACCGAAUGAUGGACAAAGAAACGGGCCGCGAGGAACUAGCAACCGGAAGACUGGACGUGAUACCGACUAGGUCAUCUAACCAGCGACGGCCGGCCAACGAUUUGUGUGGCAUCGAAGACGAUGACCUGACCGUGCCGAUGAUAAGUUGUGCGGACGGCCGGACCAUAGCAGUGAUGACGGUUCUAGUUCAGGCCUGGUGCGCCGGGUCAGUGACGGCAACACCGGUCCGAGCACACACGGUGCAAACAUCACCACCGAUAACAUCGGUGCCACUGGCCACUGGCGGUCAACCGGCAUCACAGCCGCAGCCCCAGACUCGCUGUAAGGCUGUAGACAACGGCUGUCAGAAGAAACAGCAGCCAGUGAUGGUGAAAAAGUGCUGUAAUCCACAGCCGCCGUCACCAUCGCCGCGAUUGAGCCGCCGGCAGUGCGAUCAAUGCUUACCGGCACGGCGGCCGACCGGUUGCGCGACGGAUGGCAUUCCCGUCGUUGCGAAUACCACCAGACAAGCUCAAUACACUUCGGUGGGCUGCGAGUUCGAUGGCCACAAGAUGGACAUGCUUGUCCGGAAGAAGAAUUAUGAGACGUGUGCCGUCCAACGGCACAUCACUACCGAGGCAGAGGCGUUUGCUUCCAGAGUAAUGACAGUGAUCAGGGAUAUGCACGGGCUUGUAUCGGAAUCUGUGGGUGCGAAAACUGACCAGUACGACACCUGUUGAACAACCGUGUCGAUUCAUCAUUAAUUUAUGUAGGUUUAGAUAUUUGAAUCGGACACUAAAAAUGUAUAAAAUAAUAAAACAUCAAUUUAACAUUUAAUAAAACAUUUUAAACGAUAAAUUGUCAAUUUCUGUGUAUAUUAGGUCUAAAAUCUAAAAUCUGAUAUAAAUAAAUUUGUAAAAAAACAUAUUAUAUUAAUUAUUAAGUACAAAAUAUAUUGGUUUAAAACGGGUUACCCAUGUUGAUAUUUUUAAGUUAUAUAAAAUACUGAAAUAUGCAUUUAUACAUUCUCAAAAUUGAAAAAAAUAAACAUCUUUGUAAAAUCAAUACAUUCUACACACAGAUAAAAAGACGGACAUACUUCACACAGUGGGUUAUUAUUUCUGAGCUAUUUAUGAACAUUUUAAUCCUACUCUGUGGAUAAAAUUGUUAGACUUAACAGAAAUGUUGGACAAUUUAACAGGAAGUUCAUUAUAAGUGUACAAAAAUGAUAAAAGACGUCCUAGGAUAAUAGGAACGGGUGCAGCAACUGUUAUAGGUAAUUUAAUGUAUACCUGUAAACAACAAUAAACCAUUGCUAACGAAAAACGAUUCUAAACAGAGUUCAGUUUAUAGUGAUGCUUUGUCAACAAUAUGUAUGUCAUAUUAUGGUAAAAUAAUUAAAUAGGCAUCAUAUAUUUUCUUUAAUAAUAUUUGUCUGAAUGUUACUGACUGGGUGGCUUCUUUCCUCACUCUCUCGUGUCAUUAUAAUAUAUCUGAACGCUUAUAUGCUUAUUGAAAAUAUCAUUACAGAUUGUAUAUAUACUAGUAAAUGCUUAAAAAGAAAUAAUAAUAAUAUUUGUUUAAUAUUGUACCGAUUUUCUUGGUUUU